Peronospora matthiolae is the source of this 492-nucleotide messenger RNA. NCBI's taxonomy places the organism in Eukaryota, Oomycota, Peronosporomycetes, Peronosporales, Peronosporaceae. The record is from the annotation of a GenBank genome assembly.
AUGACUACAGCGCCUAUUUUGCGGCAUUUCGACCUGUCAAAAGAUGCGGUGAUUGUUGUCUACACGAGCAAAUGGGCCAUCUCAGCGUCGUUGGUGCAGGACUAUGACGGACUAUUUAUGCCAGUGACCUUCACUAGCCGGAUACUCAAAGCCAACGAGUUUAACUGCAGUACCGUGGAGAAAGAAGGGUGCUUGGAAAUUUGGGCCGCUCUGUUGUCCCAGUGGAUAUUAGAGAUUGUGAAGUGCAAGAAACGUGAAGAUCAGGUGCUGGAGGAGUUAGCAUCCAGUAUUACCCCCCGCGAGAGUGUAGACUCGAUCCUAUCUGCUAUCGCGUCCAAGAAACAGGCGAAGCAGAAGAUUGAUCUACCUACGCCUACUGUGGAAAAAGACGAGGAGCUAUAUGUACUGAGCUUUGGUGGAUCAGCUCGUGUGAAACAAGGAGGAGGGAUUUGUAGCGCCGUCGUAUAUGUAUCCUUUCUACGUGGUCGGUAG